Drechmeria coniospora is the source of this 2406-nucleotide messenger RNA. RefSeq lists its product as uncharacterized. NCBI's taxonomy places the organism in Eukaryota, Fungi, Ascomycota, Sordariomycetes, Hypocreales, Ophiocordycipitaceae. The transcript has 4 exons. Gene Ontology annotation, molecular function: tripeptidyl-peptidase activity; serine-type endopeptidase activity. Gene Ontology annotation, biological process: proteolysis. Gene Ontology annotation, cellular component: cell wall; cytosol; membrane. Bases 1 to 2406 code for a protein of 801 amino acids. The record is from RefSeq and is a predicted model, not a curated record.
AUGGUUUGCAUAUCGCUCCUUUUUUUGCUGGCGAAAAUCGCCUUGACGACUCUGGCCGACAAUUCCACGGCCGCGACCGAUGACGAGAGUGUCUCCUACAUCAUCGAGGCCGCGGAUGGCGUGGACCUCGGCACGGUCAAAAAUGUCGUCGCCGGGGCGGCAACCGUUGUCAAGGAGUUCAACUACAAGGUCUUCAGGGGCUACACUGUUGUCGUCUCGCAGUCGACAAAAGCCAUCAGGCUGGCGGAAGAGUGGGAAAAGAAUCCCGCGGUGAAGCGUUGCCAGCGCGUUCGGCAGUACCAGACGCCCAAAUCACCAACGACGUCGAUGGGGACCGACAAGAAGGAACACACGGUGAAGCGUCGUCAUGCCAACGUGGCUGAUGUCAACAGCCCUCUUAUGAUGGCCCAGAUAGACAUGCUUCACGCCAAGGGCUAUACCGGCAACGGCAGCAGGAUUGCCCUUGUCGAUUCGGGUGUUGAUUAUCACCACGACGCUUUCGGCGGCUGUUUUCGCAAGCAAGACUGUCUCGUAUCCUUCGGCUACGACGUUGUCGAUGGAGACAAGGACCCUAUGGAUUCCUGCAACGGCCACGGCACCUCCGUCGCUAGUAUUAUCGCCGCUCAGCCUAACCGGCUGGGCUUUACCGGCGUUGCUCCCAAGGCUACCCUCGGCGCGUACCGUGUCGUCGACUGCAAGGGCCGCAUGUCGACCGCUGCGAUAAUCGAAGCAUACAGCAGAGCAUUUGAAGAUGACGCCCAUGUCAUCGUCGGUGCUUUUAGCGUUUCUGAAGGAUUCUCCGAUUCAAUAGAGUCUUCGUUAAUCAGGAAUAUUGUCUGGAACGGCGUCCCUUGUAUCUUUGCGGCGGGCAAUUCGGGCGAAACCGGUCCGUUCGAUGGAAAUUCUCCCGGCGAUACAGAGGGGGCAACUUCGGUUGGUUUCUCGGAUAAUAUCCUCACGCCCACGCCCAUGUUCAAGGCAGAGUACCGCGUCGAUGGUGAUGGUGCUGUUGCUCACGGGGCAAAGUAUUUCAUAACACAUGGUACGGGGUAUGACGUUGAAGAAUUGAAUCUUACCCGAGCAAGGAUAAUUGCCGCCGGUGCGGUGGACAAAGACACGGGCGACCGGUGGGUCGAGCUUAUCCGCAAGGGCAGGACCGUCACCCUCAAGAUGGCCAGCCCCUCUACCCGGAAUCAAAGGAUAUCUACCUACGUCAACGGUGCUACUGGCGGUGCCGUUGACCUCCGUUCUUCCUGGGGCCCUACCUGGACGAUGGAUCAGAAACCCGACUUUGUGGCUCCCGGUGGAAAUAUGCUGUCUGCCCACCUUGCGGGGGGAUACGCUGUCGAGUCAGGGUCGUCUAAUUCUGCGCCGUUGGUGGCCGGUAUCGUUGCACUGAUUCGCGAAGUUCGCGGCCAUCUUGACCCCGUCACCAUCAACAGCCUACUAUCUUCUACUGCCAAGGCCCAGCGCUUCAAUGAUGGCACAAAGUUCUACGACUAUUAUGCCCCGGUCGCCCAGCAGGGAGCUGGUCUCGUUCAAGCGUACGAUGCAGCAUUUGUCAAAACCCUACUUGCGCCUUCCAGCCUCUCCUUUAACGAUAGCGAUCAUUUUGUCAGGUCGCAAGCGGUCACCAUUCAUAACAAUGGCUCGACGGAAAUGACUUAUAGAAUAUCCCACGUGCCCGCCAUUACCAUAUAUACCCUCGCCAAUGGGUCCCGCAACGCAUCCCCAUUCCCUGGCGUUGAGACCGUUCCGGCUGCUGCAGAGUUUAAGUUUAGCCAGGACACCAUUGUUGUCAAAGCUGGCCAACGGGUUACUUUCGAAGCACAACCAACCCCUCCAUCGGGCCUCAAUGCUUGGCGACUACCAUUGUGGUCCGGCUGGAUUGUGAUAAACAGUACCGACGGCACUACCUCUCUAUCUAUACCCUACCAAGGUCUUGCCGGCUCGCUUCGCAAUUCGACCUCUUUGGAUCCCAAUGGUGUCGGGAUGAUGCAGUCUCCCAAUUCGCAGUUUAUAAAGGAAGGAGAAACCAUUACUCUCCCUAGACGAGGUCGUAAAGAACAUGCCGCAGAUAUCCUACCCGGUAUUGGCUGCAGGCUAAUCCUUGGAUCUCGUCUCAUGACAGCACAUCUUCUGCCUUUAUCCUGCCCCUGUCAGAAUAUUACAACCGAGUACUGGGGCACGAAGACAAUCGGCCAGCCAAAAUCAUUCCCUCAGAUCAACAACCCCCACGGGGAAUUGACGGCUGCUUUUGACGGUAUGCUCGAAUCGGGUAAUUACGCGCCGCCGGGCAGGUAUAUGAUUGUCGUCCGUGCAUUACGAAUCUUUGGUAAUGCUACAAAUCAUGCCGACUGGGACACUGCCGUAUCACCGUCCUUUAACAUUAAAUACCAAGAAUAG